Messenger RNA from Moneuplotes crassus, 2607 nucleotides. The record is from the annotation of a GenBank genome assembly. NCBI's taxonomy places the organism in Eukaryota, Ciliophora, Spirotrichea, Euplotida, Euplotidae.
UGUCCGAUACAGGUCAAUUUGAAGAACUCAAUUUUAUGCUAUAUCCAAAUGAAUGUGAAGCAGAGCAGCAUUCUGAACCUUAUAAUGAUAAGACUCAUAACAGUGACUCUACAAAAAUGAAUCAGGAAAAACAUGAAGUCAAGGAUAGUAUCCCAGCAUUCUACAGUAGCUUGAAAUCCUUGAAAAGUUCAGAUAAGGAAGGUUGUUGAAGCUGUAGCCAAAAUACUUUUGCCUUUAAUACUCAUCUAAAAUCUUCCUCUCCUCAACAAACAGUAAUGUUUGAUAAGUCUCCCCAAAGACCAUGCAGCAGCAACUGUGAUAGCUACAUGAUUGACGAGAGAAAGAAAUUAUUCGAAUUAGAGAGGCAAGUGAGCUAUCUCAUGAGCGACAACACGAAUCUCCACGAUCAAAAAGAGAAGAUGGAACUCAGCCAUAACAAAGAAAUAGCUAACCUUAAGGAUAAGCUUGAGCAAGAGAAGGAAGAAAUGAAAUAAACAGUUCCAAAAGUACUGCCAAGACAUCAGAGAUAUGUAUGACACAGAAAAGGAAACCCUGAAGGACAAAAUCCAUAAGCUGAUGAACGAAUUGGCCCAAAACGAGAGAGAGAAGGACAAUACAAAAGAUGCCAUGCAAAAUUCGUUAAAAGAAGUCAAUCAUUUAUAUGGACAAAAAGUUGAUUAUCUCCAGAAAGAGCUGCUUGAAACCAGAACUGAAGCUAACACCCGGUUGAUUGUCCUAACUAGUGAUCUUAAUGAAGCCCAAAAGGCAUUCAAGAAAAGCGAGGAAACUAUCCUGAAUUUAAAAAAGAAGCUCAGAGAAUCCAAGUAUCAGUAUGAAAUCUCUCAAAAAGCAGCAAGUUAUCGCUUAGAAAAAUCAGAGAAACGAGCAAAUGAGGUAGACAAAUAUCAGGAAGAGAAUAAGAAGUUGAAGAAAGAUCUCAAAACUGCCAAGGUCAGACUCAGAAGUACCUCUAAAGAGAAGCAAUUUGCGGAGUCAAGUGCUAGUAAAUGUGGCUUAGCCUCUAAACUUUUGGGAUUUUCUGAAGCUCAGAAUUCUUCUUCCAAAAGAGAUCGUAGUCAGACGGAGUAUAACUGUUCCAGCACAAAUAAAACAGAUGUUAACUCAGUGGAGUACCAAGAGAUAAAGAUAAGGAUCCUACAGAAUACGAUCUACAACGUAGUCAAAGAGAAUGCAAUGCUCCGCCUAAAAAUGGAAGAAAUGGAUACUUUAGAAACUGAUCAUAACAAAGAAAAAGAGAGACUAAACUUAGCAACUAGAAUUGCUAAUAAAGAGUUAAAAAUUCUCAAACUGUUCAGAGAAUGUACAAAGAAAGUUACUUGCUCGCUCUGUUCAAACUCUAUGUCUCCAAACUUCUUCUAUCAACACGAAUGCAUUCUAGCAUUGGCAGGGAACAAUGACCCAGUUUUGGAAGAUAUCCAAAAAGAUGCAGAAAAGAUCCUCUUUAAGGAGUACUCAACGGCUUCAAUUGAUAUGAAAGAUAGCAUUAUAAAGACAGAGAAGAUACCCAAUCACGACAGAAAUUUCCCAAAAUGCGUCUCCCCCAUAGACAAAAAAACAGAGCAUGCAAAUGAAUACCUUGAUGCCCCCUUCUUUAACAACUUAGUCCUUGAGUCUGACACAGAAGUAGUAAAUAUUGAUAGUCACGACUUAACUGAUGAAGGGAUCCUCAAGAGGUUAAAAACUGAUAACAGCAGUUAUUAUCAGACCAACAACCUAAAAUCCGUUAUUCCUAAUUCAUGCCAGUUGAAUUAUGAGACCACAAGAAUGAGUGAUAAGAGCAAGAAGACUGGGAAGAAAAGUUUAGGCAGGAGAGGAUCUCUUCCUCGUGACACAAAAAAUUCUAAAAAGAUAGAUACAAGCAAAAGAUCUUGCAAGUCAAGGAAUAAAAAUAAUGAAUUCACUCGAGUCCUUUCAGAAAGAAUUCUUGAAACCACAGGGAAGUCUAGACUGAACGGGACCAGGAGUAAGGUGGCUAAGCUCAACCUCUAUCCAAGUAUGAUUGAAUCAAAAAUGAUCAACCAAUUUGCUCAUAUGAAGAACUCCCCUAGUAAGCAUCACAAGAGAACCAGAAAUAACUCAGAGUUCAGAAGCAUGAACAGUAAUGACACUAGGAACAAGACUGCAAAGACCUGUAAAACACAAAAGAAGCUAAUAACUUCUCUGAAGAACUGAGAGCCUGAAAUAAGUGAUAGUAAUGCUACCACCAGACUAUCAAGCAUCAGAGCAAAUCUGUUGAACACAAAGUAUAAGUACAUGAACACUAAAAAGCCAAGCGUAAAGAAAGACAAGACAGCUCAAGGAAUUUCUUAUAGCUACCAAAGAAAAUUUGUAAAAGAGAAUAUCCCAGCAAAAACAACUAAGAAAGAGGUUCUUAAAAGUAGCAUCAACCUUAGGAUAGGCGAAGACCGUGAAAGAGAAAUAGGGCUUAGAGAGGAUUCCUUGCUCAGCACUCCUACCCAAGGAGGUGAUCUUACCAUUACUAGUGAAAAUGGAGAAACAAAGCCUUCUGAAAAAGUUCAAAGGAAGGUUCAUGAAUACAACGGAAAGAGAGCAUUCGGAAUGCUUCAGAAAAUGAAGAAUAAAUAA